This is a messenger RNA of Dovyalis caffra, 807 nucleotides long. Lineage: Eukaryota; Viridiplantae; Streptophyta; Magnoliopsida; Malpighiales; Salicaceae. The record is from the annotation of a GenBank genome assembly.
AUGAAGAUGAAUGAAGCUAAGCUGGUUGCUCAUUUCUUCAAAGAUCGAUUUCAGACUUGGCUUCGCGAUUACGACUCUCUCCAAUAUUUAGCCCUAAUUCUCAUUUACAUUCAGAUUGGCUGCUCAUUGAUUGGAUCCCUUGGAGCUUUGUACAACGGCGUCUUGCUUAUUGAUUUGGCCAUCUCUUUGUUCGCCCUCGUUGCCAUCGAGAGCAGCAGUCAGCGCCUUGGCCGCACCUACGCUGUCCUCCUCUUCUCCUCUAUUCUCCUUGACAUUGAACAUUUCCUCAGAGGACCAUGGAAUGUUCUUCAUCUUUUCAGUGAAACUCACUUUGGCAAUGCAAAUCAUUGGUUUUACAGUGAGAUCUACAGAUUGGGGGUUCCGUAUAUAGAUAGUACUGCUCCUCGAGAAGCAGAUUUCGACUUAAGAAGUAGUUUUCUCAGUCCAUCAGCUCCUGCUGCUGUAGCUAGACAAUGCUCAGAUUCUGAUGUUGUUCUAGGGGGUUCCAUUUAUGAUCCAGCUUAUUACUCAUCUCUCUUUGAAGAUGGACAAGACAGCAAAUGUCUCCAUAGGGAUCGAAAUUCUGGCAUUUGUGACAACGGAUCUACUUCUAGUGCUGAAGCUUCUCAGGUGAAGGUGACCAUACGCAGAGCUUUUCAAGCUGUGGAUUCUUUUAUUCCUGCCCUUCCUUCUCGAGAGGAUAGCUGCCAAUCCCAAAGUCCCAAGGACCACAACUUGAGCUUCUUCUGUGGGUGGCGUAAUGUCAAAAUUUUGCUUCCUGAGAAGCAGUUUCCUGGGUACAUAUAA